Molecule: messenger RNA, 4905 nt
Organism: Lactuca sativa (garden lettuce)
Lineage: Eukaryota; Viridiplantae; Streptophyta; Magnoliopsida; Asterales; Asteraceae
Molecular function (GO): protein binding
Source: RefSeq, a predicted model, not a curated record
UGGUUUGACGACGGACUAAUAGCUUUCCCAAACUCUACCGUCUUCAAAGUCACUAGCAGCGAAGGUGGUGAGGACAGCGAAAAGGCUAAGCCUCCAUUGCCACUCAUCUCUCUCCUUAAUUUCUCGGUUCACUCAAGCCCUUCUGAAGUACAUGCUAAUGUUGCAGAAACUUCAUGUACUAUAUAACACGAAAUGCACAAUCUCUUCAUGUCUCUAUGCUUUCUAGUUCAAUCUUUGUAUGUGUUUAUGACUUCAUGUGCUGGAUGCAUUGUCGAUAGGGGGAGGGGAGGGGAGAUUUUAGCUAUUUUCCUGAUUUACCCUUUUACUCCUAGAAUAGAGCUGUAGCAGUUUUGGUUCAUUUGCAAUUUUGAAUUACUAUAUCAAGAUUUGUAUCAGAAUAAUAACGAAGAGGGAUAUGUUUAUUAGGGAGAAGUUACAUGGAAAUUUCCAUACAAAAGAUGAUUUGUGCAUCAAACAUGUCACUAUUGUAGUCCCAACUUGCAAUCAGGGGGUUUACUUUGUUGACUUCAAAGUCUUUGUGUGAAGAAGAUUUGUGGCCAAGUACAUUUACGUUUUCCAUGGGGCAUAGUUUGUACCCAGAACUCCAAAUUCAAUAACAAUAAUUGUCUAAUUCGCUAUAAUCCAAAAAAUUUCAUAACAAUAUUGCUAUCAAAUUAAAGAGAAAAAUUAUUGAAAUUCUGAUAUAACUGGUUUAAUUAUUAAAAUAUUGCAGAUUAAAAAAUGUUGGUAAUUUGUUCUAGGUUAAAAGAAAUUAUAUUUAUAUGUAUGUAUGUAUGUAUUGUAUGAUGUAUGAUGUGUGAUGUAUGUAUAUGCGUGUGCGUGUGUUAGAAGUUCCAUGUGUACUUGUUUGUGGAUACAAAUUAGGUUGCCAAUUGACUUCCAAUUCUGGUUCACAUGACUUCAAAGUCCUCCAUGACAAUAUGGUGCUCUUCAUUAUAUGGAUUUAUAAAUGAACUAUUCUCGAUCAUAACAACCCAUCAGUUCAUCAUAACAACCUAUAUUUCCACUUCAUUUCUUCCAAAAUUAAACUGAGUUGGGGUUGAUAAUGGGGAAUCACAGGGAUUUGGGGCUCCAUCUUGUUUUCGUAUGUGUUUUUUUGUUUGCAACUACAAAUACUUGUUUCGGUGCUGGAAAUGUAAAUGUUGUUUGUUCUCAGAAAGAGAGACUCGCUCUUCUCAAGUUCAAAGGGAGUGUGAAAGAUUUUUCUGGAAUGUUGUCAUCAUGGGCUGGCAAUGACUGUUGCAUGUGGGAAGGAAUCCAGUGUGACAGUCUCACUGGAACUGUUGAAAGCCUUCAUCUCAAUGACUUAAUUGGUAAUGAGGUGAACUCUUCUUUGGCAGAGCUAAGGAAUCUCAAAUACUUAGAUUUGAGUUGGAAUGAUUUUGGUUGAAGCCGGAUCCCUGAGUUCAUUGGAUCCUUCAAACAGCUGAUGUACCUGAAUCUCUCUUAUGCUGGUUUUCAAGGUAUUAUUCCUCCUCACAUUGGAAACCUUUCUAAUUUAAAGGUUCUUGAUCUCAGUUCAAACCAUGAGCUCAUGGCAGAUGAUAUGGCAUGGGUUUUUGGCCUUUCGUCACUCGAGCAUCUCGACCUCAGUCGGAUGAAACUUAGUGGAGCACAAAACUUGGACAUAGUUCCUUACAUGAUACCUUCAUUAAAAGAGUUAAGUUUGUCUGAAUGUGGACUUUCCAAUGCUGAUUUUCUUAAUUCGAGUAGAAUAAUUUCCAAUAUCAAAUACCUAGAUCUUAGCUUCAAUUCUUUCAAAGGUCCACUGCCUGGCUUUCUUCAGAACAUGACAUCCCUAGCAUUCCUCGAUCUUUCAUACUUUGAUCUAAGUUUGAAUUGGAACUUUGCAAAGUUGCUAAACAUGAUCCCUUCUUUAUCUGAGCUGCAUCUGUCAUGUUGUGGGCUUGAGAACACGUUUCUUUCUUCCCCUUUUCUCAAUUUCAGUACACUUUCAAACAUCCAACACCUGGAUCUUAGUGUCAAUUCAAUUGAAGGCAUGUUUCCAUCUAUUUUAACAAAUAUGAGUUCCCUAAAAGUCCUUGACCUUUCAGGAAACAUGCUGAGUUCUUCGGUUCCUAUUAUGCAUAACCUUCUUGAACUUGAUGUUUCUAGAAACCAGUUGAAGCAGAUUCAACACCUUGGAAUCUGGAAACAGUGUCACCUCAAACAACUGAGUGCCUCAUACAAUCAUUUUGAGAUAGAAAUGAUCGACUCACCAAAAAAUGUAUGCUAUUGCUCCCAGUAUGCUUUGGAGAUGUUGGAUAUACAUGGGAGUGUAAACGGUACAAUUCCAAAAUCACUUGGAAGAUUGGCCAAUUUAAGAGUCUUGGAUCUAUCUAGCAGUGGAUUGACAGGUCCAAUCUCCAUAUCUCUAAAAAGGUUAAGUUUUUUAGAAGUAUUGGAUCUCUCUAAUAACCAGCUAACCGGUUACAUUCCCACAUUCCUUGGAAAGUUAUCAGCUUUAACAAAUUUGUAUCUAGGAUCCAAUAGGUUAAUGGGCCCCAUACCAGCAUCUCUAGGAAGACUUGUUUCACUACAAGCAAUUUCGGUGUCUUCAAACCUGUUAAAUGGAACUAUUCCAGUUUCGUUUGGGCAACUUGUCAAACUUGAAUAUUUAGAUAUCUCAAACAAUUCUUUAGGAGUAGUUUCUGAAGCCCAUUUUGCUAACCUUUCGAUGUUGAGUUACUUGGAUGCUUCUUCUAACACCAAGUUGGCAUUCAAUGUUUCAUGUGAGUGGAUUCCUCCAUUCCAAUUGGUGGAUCUUGAUCUUAGUUCUUGCAAUAUUGCAAAUGGAUUUCCACGGUGGAUUCGAGAUCAAAGGAAACUUGAGAGGUUAGUGUUGUCGAAUGCUUCAAUUUCAGGAACUCUGCCCACAUGGUUGCAAAAGAUGCCCAAUAUUCCUUUUCUAGAUCUUUCCCACAACAAACUCAGCGGACCAUUGACAAACCUUCCUGAUGGGUAUGUGUCUGAAUAUGGAGCUCUCCGGGCUUUAUUUCUGGAAAGUAAUCUAUUCAAUGAGUCGAUUCCAAGUUCAUUGUGUAGAAGGACAGAUUUGGAAUAUCUUGACCUUUCCAGAAAUAGGUUAACCGGAAAAAUUCCAAAUUGUCUUGAGAAUCUGCAAAAGCUGUUUGUCAUGAUAUUUAGCUCAAAUCGGCUGUGUGGUGUGAUUCCAAAUUCCAUAUUUCGUAAUUCUUCGUCAUUAGAGUGGUUAAAAUUGAACGACAAUGACUUAAUUGGUGAAGUUCCUCGAGAAUUGGGGAGUUUACAAAAUUUAAUGGUCUUAGAUUUGGGUGAUAAUAAGUUCUCGGGAAACAUACCUGAAUGGAUUGGAGAAAAGCUCGCAUAUUUGGUUGUUUUGAGGUUGCACAAAAAUAACUUCACCGGAAGAAUUCCUCGAUCUUUGUGCAAAUCUUCAAAUCUGCAAAUAUUGGAUGUUGCAUACAACAACUUAACUGGAACAAUCCCUCAAUGUCUAGGAGGUUUAAAUGCCAUGGUUAGGGUUAGCAGAGGAAUUUGGCAUGUUCACCUGGUUGAUUAUGAUCAAAACGUGAUUCAAGUGAUGAAAGGUGUUGAUCUUGAAUAUUCAACAACUUGGGAUAUGGUUUAUAACAUGGACCUUUCAAGCAAUAAACUUGUAGGAGAAAUACCAGUAGAGAUAACUGCACUUUCUAUGUUGGUGGGUCUCAAUUUGUCAAACAAUUAUCUCAGUGGGGGAAUUCCAGACAACAUCGGAAACAUGACGUCAUUAUUUUCUCUCGAUUUAUCUGGAAACGAGUUGACCGGGAUGAUCCCUCCAAGCAUGGUAGCUUUGACUUUUUUGAGUCAUUUGAAUUUGUCACACAACAACUUGUGGGGACGAAUUCCAAGGGGAAAUCAAUUGCAGACACUUACUGAUCCAUCAAUAUAUGCCGGGAACAAAGAUCUGUGUGGAGCUCCGUUGCUGAAUAAUUGCUCAAAUCAUCAAGACCCAACAACAACCCCCGAGAACAAAUACGAAGCAGCUUAUGAACCAACAAAUGUAUGGUUGAAGAUAUGGUAUUAUGUGGACGUAGCAUGUGGUUUUGCAACAGGGUUUUGGGGUGUUAUUGGAGUUUUAGUGUUCAAGAAGCAGUGGAGACGGAAGUUUUUCACGUUUUUUGAGGAAACUCUGGAUGAGAUUUAGUAAAUAUAUGUAGCAAUGAUUGUUUUGAAUUUUUAGUACUGCUAUUGUGCUUAUUUAUACUACUAUUUGGAUUUUGUAUUUGCAUGACAUUUUUUUUACUAGAUUUGGUAUUUAUAUAGAGAUUAAAUUAUCAGGUAAUCUACUUAUUAUUUAGUUCUUCAUUCGUGCAUUUUCUAGUUUUUUUAAGCGAAGAACGAGUUAUUGUUAUAAAAGAUCUUGUUCUUAGAUUGGAAUAGAGUUAGGUCUUGGUUAAUGAUUUGGUACUGCUUCAAAUACUUGAUCCCCUAAUCGUGGGGACUAUGUUAAUCUGAGUGGAAAAUCUCAUCUUUUUGCUUUUUACAUGUUUCUCUCCACAUACUCAAAUUUUAUCCAUGUGUUUAUUCCUGCAAAGCAAGAAAAAUAUUGUUAUUUGACUAUAAAAAAUAUCACCCUUUGCACAAAGAAUCUUUCUAGGAGUACACCCUAAUUUGCAUUUCAGCAUCUUAAAUUAUCAAAUGACCAUUUAAAGGCUACAUCAGAAGUCAAGUAACGCUCUACUUAAUGCUAUCAAUAGAUCUCUACAACUCUAAUUACAAGAAACAGAAGUUGUACUUGUGUGAUAUUUUGGUAGCUGAAACCUAAAUUGUACCAAUUUAUUUCAUUGAGAUUAAUUUAUGUUGGUCUUGUAACUUUCAGACCAAAAUCACCAAAUUAUUGUCCACACGAUAACAAACCGAUCU